UUGUGAGUAGCCGCGAAGAGAAUCGUUUCAUAUCUUGUUGUUCUCAUUUAUAUAGUUGACUUAACUUUACAAAAAAAACUAAUUUUGCAACACACCUAUCGUUAUAAAUGUGUUGAUAUUUUUAUUAUUAUUUACUUUAAAAAUUUCUCUGUGGUGAAUAUUAAACAGUUUAAAGUUUAGUUUUGACAAUUGUUUCAUCUGGAUAUGAACAUAUUAGUAAUUUACUAUUGGAAUAAUUUCCAUUCUUACACCAAGUGUUUUGCCACUUCCGCGCUUUUUCAAGCUGCGCAAUUCUAGUAGCAAUAUAUUCUGUUGUCAAGGUCAAGAAUCCGGAUCACCGGCAAAUAGAGAAGGCACAAAAUUGUAUAGUGACUUACUGUCAUUCAGUAUUCUUUCAUCUGAAAAAAAACUCGUUUAUUCAUUUUGUUUUGUUUUUUUUUUUUUUAUUUUCAUUAGAGUUUGAAUUCUUUUUCUACAAAAAAAUUGUCAACAUUUGUGAAACAGUAAUGAUUAAGUUGUCAUUGUGAUUCAGUGCAAGUGAUGAUUAUUGAAAAAAAUUUAAUCGAAAUAAUUGAGCAUCUUAAACAAUACUUAAGUGAUCUUUUCUUUUACCAAGACAUAAGUGAUACACACGCGCAUAAGAUAAGCCUCCGGAUGACGAGUACAAAAUUCAUAAUCAAAAGAAGCUGAAGAAAAAAAAAACAAGAGUGAGUGAUACAUAAUAAAAGAAGAAAUGGGCAGUACUUAAAUAUUUCCCAAGGAUUACUUUGUGAAUAUUUUAUUUCCAAUCUUGGCAGAUAAAUAGCAAAUUUUUUUUACUGAUAAAAAAAAUACUUCAUUGAAUAAAAAAAAAAAAAAACAAACAUUUAAAGUGAAUCAGAAAAGAAUUUGAAUGAAUUUUUAAAAAGUUGUUAAAAUGAAAAACUAUUCUUAAAUUUAAAAGUCAGAGGAGCAGAUAAGAGUAAAUUUGAUGAUAUUUACUGUAGUACGUCUGAGAUAAUAAAAAUUUGUCCUCGGAGCUAAUCGGAGUUGCCAGAUUAUUUCCAAGGCUAACUUUGGUAUAACAAAUAUAUUACCGAGUAGGUACAAUAACAAAGAUUUUAAGAUGUUACUUCGAAGGCAUUUAAAAUGCCGGUUGCACAUUGCCGGCAUCAAACUGAAAUUAAAAUGUUGAAAAAGCUAAUUAAUUGAUCCAUUAAAUGUAUUUGAGUGUAAUAAUAGUCGUCCUCAAUUGACUUUGGUUGCUAGUUAAUAUGUAGAUAUAACUAUUAAUGUUUGUGAACUAUCCAAUAGAAAAGUUAUUGAUAUAAAGUGCUUAUCAUGUGGUCACAUCAAGAUCAUCAACGAUACCAGCAAGCUAAUGUAUCACAACUGCCUCAACAAAUCGAUACUCAACAGCAAGCUGCUUCUCAAUUGACAAUGAUGCAUACAAAGAAUCUGCAGCAACAGCAACUAUCUCAACAACACCAAUCUGCUCUUGAAUUGACAAUGAUGCCGGCUAAUAAUCUCAUUGUUAGUCAAGGCAUUGGACACCAUCGUAAUGCUUCCAGAGAGUCAACACCGAGUUCAAGCAGUUCUCGAGCAUCCCGGAAUUUGGCAGAAAAACAAAGGAGGGACAAUCUUAAUACGAAUAUUAGUUUAAUGGCAUCUUUAGUUCCAAGCAUAGCAUCAAGUUCUAAACGAUAUGAUAAAAUUUCUAUUCUCAGAUUAACUGCAGCGUACCUGAGAUCUAACUUAACAAUUGGCCCUGGCUCACCUGGAUUUUUACCAGCAGAAUUCAACGAUAUCAGUCUUGAGGAAAAUUUUAUCGAUAGCUUCGAUGGAAAUGGUGGCUUUUUUUUCGUUGUCACAAUAUCGGGAAGCAUCGUCUAUAUAAGUCCAAGAGUCGAAGGCCCUUUAGGAUAUACACCGAAUGAAAUGAUGGGAAAGUCCUUGUACUCUUACAUCCAUCCCGAGGAUCAUGGUGAACUUGCUAAAGCCUUGACACCUGAUGAAUCUUUUUCGAUGAAGGAAUUAACUUACGAUCAAGAUUCCAAUUCGUCAGACGGAUUGAGAAACCAUUUACCAAAGGGAAAGAAUUUUAAAGAACAACGACGUAAUUUUUAUAUUAAAAUCGCCCAACGUACAAAUUCUAGAGGAGAGCAUACUCAAUUUAAAUGUUUUCAAAUUUCUGGUAUCCUGAGGCUAGCAGAUUUUAUCAAGAAAAAAAAGAAUUUAGAUCAACAUAAUCCAACGAAUAAUGAUAUCAUUUUCGCUGGUGUAGCAAGAGUAGUACAGAAACGUAUCACUGAAUUGUCAUUAUAUGAAGCUAACAAACUAGAAUACAAAACACGUCACUUGGUGGAUGGACGUAUCAUUUAUAGCGAUCAUCGAAUAGCUUUUGUUGCUGGGUAUAUGUCAGAAGAGGUUGCUGGAGCUAAUGCUUUUAGUUAUAUGCAUAAAGAGGAUGUGAUGUGGGCUAUCAUGGCACUACGACAAAUGUACGAUAGGAGGGAAAAGUUUGGAACAUCGUGUUAUCGAUUACUUUCUAAGAGGGGUGAAUUCAUCUAUCUCAGGACUCAUGGAUUCCUCGAAUUUCAUCAAGAAACAGGAACUUUUGAGUCAUUUGUGUGCAUUAACACGCUUGUGGAAAAAGAAGAAGGUGAAAAUUUAAUAAAAGAACUAAAAAACAGAUUUUCAGCAACUGUUUCGCCAUCGAAUGCAUUAACAGAUGAAACAGUUAUUCAAUCACAAUUAUCGCCAAGUGUCGAAGAUCCAACGCAAUUAGAAGACGCAAUUUCACACUUGAUAAGUAAUUUGAAUUCACCACCAGCCGUUGGUGAACAAUCACCACCACCAUCUGUUUCCGAUUUACCGAGUAAACCACCUAAGAGCUGUCACCAAUUUCCAGUUAAUAAUAAACUUAAUAAAAAAAGUUCUGAAGCACCUACGAAAAAACAUAAACGUAUCAAACAUGAACCUAGCUUAAGCUUUGAUUGCUCACCGAACAAUUCUGAAGGUUUCGACAACCAUUCGAAUCAUUCUUCCCAAUCUCAAACAAUUUUUACUUCUUUAAGUACUCCAGAUAAUACAAGUAUCAAUAAUUGUCAGUUAGUAACUAACAAUAUAUCAGAUUUAUUAAGUAAAAAGCACACACAUGACGAAGAUUCAAAUCUUCACUGCAAUCAAUCAAAUGAUUCGAAUUAUUCUCUACAAAGUCAGAAUUACUAUGAGAGUUUGAAUUUAAAUAGUGUAAAUAAUAUUUCUAAUGAAAAUGGUUUAAAGUUAGGACAAGCUAGUAAGAAAAAAAUAAGUCCUAUAAAAAAUUAUAACCAUGGUAAUAAUCACGAUAACCUUGUAAAUAGUACACCAAUUUCUAUCAAAAGUGAAAAUAUGAAUGGACAAGAGCAUCAAGGAAUAAAAAGAUCAGUCGAAGAGGAAAAAAGUCCAGUGCUGGAUAAAAAGCAACGACAUAAUGGAUUCGCUGAAAAAGAUGAAUUGGAGGAUUUGAACCUUCAAGCGAUAAUGAAAGCAAAUCCGAAUAUUUUGAAAGUUUUAGACGAACUUGAUCAAGUAAUUGACACUGGGAAGGAUUUAGAAACUAAUUUACAAAAUUUUCCUAAUGAUCAAGUCGAACAGACAUUACGAGAGACCUAUUUACAUUUAGAAAACCGAAUAAGUUACCAAGGAAUUCAGUUGAAUGAAUUAGGACUCGUAUUUGAAAACUCUGAUUUAUCUACUGAAAGAGAAGAUUUCGAUCAGCUACAAGCCGAGCAUCAAAUACAGAAGGAAAUGAUAAAAACUCUUCAAGAAGAUCAUGAAAGUUUACAUAUGCAUAAUGUACAUGAUCUCGAUGUUUGAAGAUAAAAUAAUCAUCCUAAACGAAAUCUAUAAUAAUUAAUAAUAUUAAUUGAAAAUAAGCAGAAAUUAUGCAGUUGUGGAGCUUAAAAAUGAUGAAAUAAAAAUGAGAGGACUUUCCUAAAGUUAGUAAAUUGGUUAAUUCAUUGUAUUGAUAAAUUAAUCUUAUAUUGAACGUUGAGAACAGUUGAGAAUUUUUGUUCGAAACAAGUGAAAAAGUGAAUUAAAAAAAUUAUUUAAUCUAAUUAAUGAAAAAAAGUGCGUAAAUAAAAUAAAAGAAAGAAAAAUUGUGCAAUCGAAUGAUUUUUUCAAAAAAAGACUGAAAAAUAGACAAUGAUCUGAAACAAGACUUAGAAUGGAUUUUAAAAUGUAUGUAACCAAUUAAUUGAUCAAAUUAAUUAAAUAAUUUAUAUGUAUAUUUUUUUCAUUAUAGAAGGAAACCUCUCAUUAAUAAGACUUCGAAAAGUAAUUUAAAAUUGACGUAAUCGAACGAUGAAAUCAAUUUUAGAUUGGAAAUAUCUAUAUAUUAUUAGUUAUGAAACGUUAUUAUGAUUUUAAAGGAAAUUUAUUUUUUUGUUUAUCAUAAAAAAAUUCGGUUUUAUAUAAAAAAAAUUAUUUUUUUUCUUAUUCAACUAUUCAUGUUUAAAUACAUAACUACCUCUAUGUAAUGAAAUUGCCUAUUACUUCGCAAAAAUGAGAAUAAAAUUAUUAUAAAAUACAUUAAAAAAUUAUAAUGAUGAAAAGAAAUGUGACACUCAAACACAUUCGAUCAAGCAACCAAGAUUUUAUGAUUGAAAUAUAAUAAAGAAGGAAAAUUUUGAACUGUUGCCAUCGUUAUAAUUGGCUCAUUGUAAGACUGCAAUGUUAAUUUUACUAUAUACAUAUAUAAAUAUUGUGUAUUACAUACAUACUAUAAUUAUUUUAACAAGUAUAACUGUAAUUAUCUAAUUAUUAGAUCAUAUUAGUUGAAUAAUUAAUUAUAAAUGUGUAUUGAGAAUGAAUUACUGCAAGUUUGUGUAAAUGAACAUGAUACUAAAAAGUUGUUUCGAAGAAUGAUAUGCUGAAAUAAUAUUUAAUAACAGUUAAAA
This is a messenger RNA of Chelonus insularis, 4925 nucleotides long. Its product is annotated as circadian locomoter output cycles protein kaput-like. Gene Ontology annotation, molecular function: protein dimerization activity; RNA polymerase II cis-regulatory region sequence-specific DNA binding; DNA-binding transcription factor activity, RNA polymerase II-specific. The record is from RefSeq and is a predicted model, not a curated record. Gene Ontology annotation, biological process: regulation of transcription by RNA polymerase II. The transcript has 7 exons. Bases 1321 to 3840 code for a protein of 839 amino acids. Gene Ontology annotation, cellular component: aryl hydrocarbon receptor complex; nucleus; cytoplasm. NCBI's taxonomy places the organism in Eukaryota, Metazoa, Arthropoda, Insecta, Hymenoptera, Braconidae.